AUGGCAAGGGUAAAAGCAGCCACUGUCAGCCUCGGAGGCCAGGCUGUGGAUGACAACCGACACCGCUCGGAACCGAGCACUAGCCUCCCACACCCCACCGCCAUGUUCAAGGGCGCCAUCACCGCCUCACUCGGCGCUCACGCGUCGAGACUCACCACCCGCCGUGUCCAAGACUUGGUCCAGCAUUCGGAAGAAGUACGCCGUGCAACUACCCCGCCAGAGCACGGGACAGCCAGACGUCUCCCUCCGAGUCGCGGACGGGGACAUCCACACCACGCUCUAUCUCCUGGGCAGCGUUGGCCGACCGGCCCGGGUCGAGCUCAAGGCAAGCGAGGGAAGCAUAAAGCUCCGCCUCGUGCGAGAGAGGGGCCAGGCCGUAGACGUGCAGGCGGUAACAACGAACGAUCUGGUUCUGUCAAGGUCUCGCCUGGCCUCAUGCCGCGCGCGGUCCUUGCGCCCAGUCCGCCCGGCGCGGCCAAGAGAGAAGUCAGGCAGACAUGGGUCGUCACUCCCAUCGGCGCCGAUGCCGCCAGGGCGCAAUAUGGACCGGACAGGGUGUGGGCGCAGACGAAGAAUGCGAGCGUCAAGUUCGCCGUCGAGGGGGAGAGGAACGGGGAUGACGACGACGUCUGGGGCGAUGUGGCCGAGACGGUGCUCGGCGAGGUGUUCGGAUGA
Molecule: messenger RNA, 675 nt
Organism: Trichosporon asahii var. asahii CBS 2479
Lineage: Eukaryota; Fungi; Basidiomycota; Tremellomycetes; Trichosporonales; Trichosporonaceae
Exons: 3
Coding region: 1-675 (224 amino acids)
Source: RefSeq, a predicted model, not a curated record